AUGCAGUUCCGCAAUCUAGCCCUGGCCGCAUUGGCCUCAGCAGCGUAUGGACAAGACCUAAAGACCGCGCUGUCCAACCAGCCAUCGUUGUCGAACCUCACCACCUACCUGAACUUGUUUCCAAGUCUGCUCAGUCAAAUCAGCCAGAUGUCCAACAUCACACUUCUCGCACCAAACAACAACGCUUUCGAGAUGGCAUUGAACGCGUCUGGCGGUGCGUUUCAGAACAACGACACUUCUCUGAUCGAAGCUGUGCUGUCGUACCACGUCCUCAACGGCAGCUACUCUAACUUCUCGUCCAUGCCCAUGUUCAUCCCUACGGCUCUCGGGCCUGGCAUGUACGCCAAUCACCAAUGGCUCGACAACGAUCUUCUCUGGCUGUUCGCCAACUCAACUGUCACGAAUUCGACGAACUUCACCAAUGGCUACAUCCACAUCAUCGAUCGCUUCUUGACGUUGCCUGCCAACAUCACCGACACAGCUGUACAGCUUGGACUGCGCUCUGCCGUUGGCGCUCUUCAGGUUGCAGGUCUGGCAAGUGCAGUGGAUAUGCUAGAGAACGUUACAUGCUUCAUUCCGCAGAACGAGGCAUUCCAGGCUAUCGGAGGCACUCUCGCGACUGACUCCCAGAUGGACCUGAGCCGAAUCUUGGAAUACCACGUCGUGAACGGCUCAGUGUUGUACAGCACUGAUAUCAAGAACGGAACCAAGGUUGUCAGCAUGAAUGAUUUGGAACUUACCAUCUCCACAUACAUGGACAAGAAUGGAACUGAGGUCAUUUAUGUCAACAGUGCAAAGGUCGUCACCCCGAAUGUCCUCGUCGGAAAUGGUGUCGUGCAUGUCAUCGACAACGUCCUCAAUCCCGGCAACCGCACCGCUGUCCCCAACUAUACGGCAACGUCAGACUCGCCAGCGUUCUCUGGCGCCAGCUCGGCGACUGGUGAGGUGUUCACCAGUGGUGUGGCCUCAGCGACAACCACGGUAGAGACCGGUGCCGUGGCUAGUGCUACUGCAUCCGGGUCGUCCUCGUCGAGUAGCUCCGGUCUCGCAGCUCCGAUGGCAACAGGCGGACUCGGCGCGGCGGCUUUGUUCGGAGGUGCUGCUGUGUUGAUGAACAUGUAG
Messenger RNA from Cyphellophora attinorum, 1122 nucleotides. Its product is annotated as Stabilin-2. Gene Ontology annotation, molecular function: cell adhesion molecule binding. Bases 1 to 1122 code for a protein of 373 amino acids. Lineage: Eukaryota; Fungi; Ascomycota; Eurotiomycetes; Chaetothyriales; Cyphellophoraceae. Gene Ontology annotation, cellular component: extracellular matrix. The transcript has 2 exons. Gene Ontology annotation, biological process: cell adhesion; extracellular matrix organization. The record is from RefSeq and is a predicted model, not a curated record.